AUGGCACACGCACCCUCCGUCGCCAGCUCUCACAGAAACUCGGCGCACGGCCUCACCACGUUCCCAAACCCCUUCCAGGACGAGCCGGAGCAGGGCAUCCUCCCAUCGUUCCUCUCCAAGGUCAAGCAGACCUUCACCUCCGGAUCAUCCACAGCAGCCAUCAUAUCACAACCGGCAAAGCCUGACAAAGGAGGAUCAGAUAGCAAUGUCGGGAAUUAUGCGUAUGAGGAGGAUUACAGCAAGAUCCAGCCGCCUCGAGAAGGAGGACAGACAGAAGCUCAGGCGAUCGCAGAGGCUGUCAUGCGCAAUAGGGCUCAAAUGGCCACUGCUGCUGCCCAUGCCGCUUCCGUGCAGCAGGGGCGAGUAUCCACCGCAGCCGUCCCUAUAAUCGUGCAGCCUGGCGCAGACCCGCCUGGCUCUGCCCCUAUGCAGCCAGCCCAUUCUACCUCCCCUCUCGCCACGCUCUCCAUGAAGCCUCCUCCGAGCACCGUCAUUUCGGCUGGCAGCACUUCUACUCAGCCUACGGGUGCUACCCCGUCCGUCGCGUCUUCGCACAAUUCGACAGCGCCUACCAAGCGCUCGCUCGCGCCUAGCGAACGUCAAUGGAGACCCUCGGGCGUCGCGCCUGCACAGGUCACUAUAUCGCCUGUGACUACGACUGUCCAGACAGCGAGCAAAGAGGCCCCGUCUUCUCCCGGGCCAAGAUCGGUGCCGUUCCCGAUAUCAAAACCAUCCCACCGUACCCACAUUCAUCUCUCCAACCCUGCCGGCCCUUCGUCUUCUCGCUCAGCCACCCCUCUCCACCAUCAUGCGCACAGUAACUCGCUAGGUAUGGCUACUGGGAAACGAGCUCGUCGGUCCAGUAUCGCGACUCUUCCAGACUCGCCUUCAUCACUGUCCAUUUCUGGAAUGAUAGCAGCCAACGCCGAACUUCAGAGUCAUUAUGUGCCGGGUUUUCCUAUAUCGCAGGAUGAUACGCGGAGUGUCAGAAGUUUAGGAGCUGUAAAGAGACUCAAUGGGAUGAGCAGGAUCAUCAGGAGGAUGAAAGGGGAAGGACUGAGCAAGCAAUAUUGGAUGGCGGACGAACAUUGUAAAGAGUGCUAUGAUUGCAAAUCGCUAUUCACUGCUUGGCGGAGAAAACACCACUGUAGAAUCUGCGGCCAAAUCUUUUGCUCUCGAUGUGCAUCAAACAUCAUCAAUGCUCGGCGAUUCGGGAAAGAAGGCGUGCUGAGGGUGUGCAACCUUUGCCUGAAGAUCAUGGAAGAGUACAAGGAAGACGACGAAGAUGACCGGCGCUCUAUAAACUCCGUCUCGACCUCUGUACACCGGUACCCCAGUAUAACAGACAGGGCCUUCCUCGACGCUGCCAUCUCGCCAGAACUCCAGUACGCCAAAUCACCAUUCGCGGCCAGCCAGCUCUUUGCCUCGCAUCCCAACGACUCAUUAAUGGCCAUCGACGAAAGCUCCGUAUCAGGACCGUUCUCUCGCUGGGGGAAUGAACUAUCUCAUGAAGAGGAUAUCGAAUUUCAGAGGUCAUUUUCGCCGAAUGACGGGUCGGACGGAGAAGGUGGGCAGAUGUGGAUUGGUAAAGCACCAAAGACGGCUGCACCUUUCCGCCGACCUAUGGAAAUGGACCAAAAAAUUCAAGCAGAGUCAGAGUCGCCUGAUCCUGGAAACGAGACGCCUGGCACACCUUCGACCGCUCCACCUUCGGGCCCUAUCCUCGGCGGAGCUCACAGGAAUGUGUCUCUCCCGAGGUUGGAGUUCCCAAGGACGUACACCAUGUCGACAGACGGGGAUGAAGGGAGAUCGCCGCUGGAGCGGAGCGAAUCUAGCCACCAGCUGAUCGGACUUCGGACGAGGGCGAGUCAGGCAGGGUUGACUGCGUUGUUGGAUGGGGAGAGGACCGAGGGUUUAUGGAGAGCGAGGUCGCAUUCGUUUGCGAAACAACCGGAAAUGCUGUCAGGCGCCAGUCUGCACCACUUCCAGCUGAUGCUCGCUCAAUCAAUAUCCCGCGCCGACCUGCCAAGACCCGAAGAAUGGCAUCGCGUUUUGAGCAGUCUCAUACUCAAAGUUCCCAACAACCUGCAACCCAAUGUCCGAGCCGGGGACGAUAUCGACGUGCGGUCCUAUAUCAAGAUCAAGAAGGUGCCAGGCGGAAAGAUCAGUGACUCCGAGUAUGUGGAUGGGAUUGUGAUCACAAAGAAUGUGGCCCACAAGACCAUGUCGAGGCGAUUAUACAACCCACGUAUCAUGGUCGUCACCUUUCCCCUCGACUACCAUCGGGUCGACAACCAGUUCAUGUCCCUGGAUCCCAUUCUGGCUCAAGAGAAAGAUUACCUCCGUCUUCUCACAAAGCGCAUCAUUGACGCCAAACCUCACAUUGUCCUCGCCCAAUCCUCGGUCUCCCGCAUCGCCCUCGACUACCUCCUCGAGUCAGACAUUGCCCUUGCGCGUAAUGUCAAGUCUUCUGCCGUGCAUCAGGUAGCUCGCUGCACAGGAGCCGAUAUCGUGGCAUCCAUGGAUCGUCUCGUGCUCCAGCCGCGCAUGGGAAGGUGUGGCGAGCUCCAAAUCCAGAGCUUUGACCAUGAGCUUAUCCCUGGCAGAAGGAAAACGUUGAUGCGGUUUGAGGGAGCAAACAGGGAGCAGGGAUGUACAAUCAUCUUGAGAGGUGCAGACCUCGAGACACUGAGGAAAGUCAAAGUAAUCACAGACUUCAUGUCUUUGGUGGCGUAUCAUCUCAAGACGGAGAUGAUCCUCUAUAAUGAUGAGCACAAUAUCGUACCGCCUGAGCCUCCUUUACCUGCAGAGUAUCGGGAGCUGUUGAAUAUGCUGGAACCCCGCCCUUCGGCGGCAUCCUCGCGGGCAGAAAGUGUCACGUCUGAGACUUCAUCCAACCGUGACCCGCCCGCCACGCCAACUCCUCAUAGUGUCAAUGUUGACACGCCCGAUCCCGAGUCUCCUACCACCCCCAAGCCCAACUCCACUUUCACUACCAAUACUGCUGCCAGCAGCAUACAUGAUAGUGACGACGACGAGAGGGAGAACGAGAAACGGGAAGCUCUCGAGGUCACUAGGCAGAUCGCGACUUCCCUACAGCCGUACCUGAACACAGUACUAUCGUCUUCCGCUGCCAUCAGAUUUCCACCACCAGCUAUACUUGCCAAGAUGGCAGAGCUGGAUAGGAGGCUGGCGGAGCUCAGGCAGAGCAGAGAUGAAGCCGAGGCAGCGCAGAUAUUGGAGGAGGAGACAAAGAUCAUGGAGCCUCCGAAGACUAGUCUUCAUCCAGUGGCUGUUCCUGAUGGUGGUGAUACGGCGUCGAUCCACACAAUAGCAUCCACAGCUACCGGAAAUACAGCAGCUACAGCCACCGAGCCUUCUGCCGAACUGUCAAGUAGUGCUGCUAUGAGCGCUCUUCCAACUUCUACAUUUUCGACUGUCACACACAAGGGCAAAGAGAUCGAUCGGGACCCAUACCGCGUGCUUCGGAAACCAGACGAAGUUUCGAAAGAGAGUGCUCUGGCACAAGUCCAACACGCGCACAAGGAACACCUCAAGCUGUGGCAGUGGCAUAUACGCCGCUUCGCGCCAGAGCAAUUGCGACCCGAAAAUUACCAAGGAAUCGUGUUUCUGUCCUCUUUGGGCUGUGAAGGUAGCGAUAAACCCUGUGUGGAACCGGCCCUCAAGCACAUUGAUUUCUACCAGGCCGGUGAUCAGACUGUGGGGCAGUUCAUGGAGACAUUGACUGCCACUGCGCUCGAGCCCUGCCCAAGCAAGACAUGUGAGAGGCUGCUAUUGUUCCAUUUCCAGCUUCUUGUUCACGGUGAACGGCGACUGCAAAUCGUCUUGGAUCAGUUCCCGUGUCCUUCUCCGGGCCAUGAAGACCAGAUAAUCACUUGGUCCUACUGUCGACAAUGCACGACGCCAUCGCCAACAACGAUCCUGCGAGAAGAGACUUGGAAGAUGUCGUGGGGUGCUUACUUGGAACACUGCUUCUACCCUCCAAAGACACCUGCCGGCUUCUCGUGUCCUCACGACGCCUACCGCGAUCAGAUUCGCUACUUUGCCCACCGCAAUCUCGCGGUUCGAAUCCACAACGAGCAGAUUGAUAUCUUCGAGCCAGUCAGACCUUCCAUUUCUCUACAAGUAAAGGCAGAAACGAAGGUAGCCCUCAAGAAUAAGGAAUAUGAGGCGGCGUUGGCGAAGAAUGGGGCGUUCUUCGAUUCAGUGGUCACGAGACUCAAAACUAUCGAUGUGAACGUUGUCCAGUCUGAUAAGGUUUCUCUUCUCGAAAAAACCAUCGACCACAUGCUGGCCCGGGUCGCCUCGGACAAGGAGGAAAUGGUCGACCUCCUCAACAGGACGUACAAGCUCACGCCCAUGACCGACGUCUUGUCUCUCACCACGGUAUUUCGAAGUCUACAAGACAAAGUAGUACAAUGGGAUAUGGACUUUGGAGACAUCGAGAAAGCCUUCAUCCCUACGGAAAAGGAUCUGAAAAAAAUGACAGCCACUCAUCUCAAACGCCUGUUUGCCAAUCAAGAUGCGUACAGUACCCUUGAGCGCGGUGCCGGACCUCCUUUGGCCGAGGCAGAUGAGGAAAACGCAGGUGAAAAAGAAGCCACGAUCGACCUCGAGUCUUCUGACUAUACGCCUGUGCCCACUCAGCCAACCACCCCCGCUCCCGGUACGCCCGACGCAGACGCAGCUGCGAGGCCCUCGGAAGAGCCUACCGCGAUCGAUCUAUCGUUCGAGACGGAUGCGUCUGCCACACCUAUUGCUGGGGUCAACAAAGUCAUUUCGGAUCCAAUGGCUGUCCCUGCACCCAACGGUGCAACAUCUCAACGACCAGACACAGAGACUGUAGGUGGUGAGAAAGAAAAAGGGUUUGAGACGGACUCAACGGUCUCUGCUUUACCUAGCGAUUUCGCGGGUAAGAGUCCAGAUGGCGCAGCAGAAAGCAGCGCUUUGGAUAGCGACGCUAUACAUUUCGUAUCUAGAUUGCCACGAAGGUCGGCACCUGCUCCCAGUAUCGCUGACCUAGUUCAACGCUUCAAUGAUUCUACCAAGCUUGCCCCCCCGGAGCCGACAUCUACGCCUAAAAUGGAGCGUCCUCGCUCGGGCGGUGGCUCUCGUCGACAGUCUCCACGCCCUCACUUGGUCGAUGUGUCAGAUAGUGACCACAGUCCUCGCACGCGACCCAAGCUUCGUCGUGGACGUACUGAGCAGCCCGUUGUGCGAGCGAGGGAGGCUUCCAGGCCCGGUCUUCUGUCCGAUGGAGAUCGAAGCUAUGCUGCUAAUGCUUCUCGCAUUCCAUCUUCGAAUCGCCACAAAUCCAUUGGGGAAGGGAUGAGCAGCGAUUAUCUCUCUGUCACGAGACCAGGGAUGGGAUCCAGGAAUCCAUCGUAUACGGGUCGUUCUCCUUCCCAAGUAGAUCACCGUUCAUCCCCUAAACUCCGCCACCCUACCCCCGGUCAUGCGCCUCUUUCACCAUACCCUCCCUCUGAAGGGAAACCGCGGGUCGGGGGCAAGGGAAAGACACCCCGUCCUCCAGACUCCGACAGACAUUCUCCUAGUGUCGGUCGCACCAGGCGAGGCGGGCAGCCUGGCUCAUCUCGGGUCACUUCCAUGGCCCGGCAUUUCGAUCGUCUCUCGCGCGAGGCAGAAAGGGAGAGGCAAAAACGGAUUUCAAUCGUUCGAGGAAAGCGAGCCCGUCCUGUCAGUGUUACGAAAGCGAAGGUUCAAGUCUUUGAUAACCUUCGAGACGCUUUCAGGGACGAGUUUGACAGCGACUCUUCUGAGGCAGACAAUGAAGAAGACGAUCUCGGCAGCGAUGACAGUAUUGGAUCGGCUGGUAGGCCAGAUAAAGAAAGAAGAAAGUCUUCGCCUGUCAAAAGCAGAAAGUCUAUUUCUCCCAAAAAGGAUCUGCCGUCGCCGCUACCCCAUCCGCCUUCAACUUCCGAGACUUUGCCAGCCUCAGUAUCGAAAGCUGUCGAUCUUGUCGAGUCGGCGCCCGCGGAGGGUAGCUCCAAACAGGAACAAGCAGCUGCGAUCAGCUCUUCCAUUAGGACGUUGUCGGUUUUGAGCGAUACAAAAUCCGAGAUAUCUUUUACGGAUCGGUUGAAGAUAGAGCUGCCCAGCUUUGAGACAAGUGCUCCUUUGCCUAGCCAUCCAGCGACACCCCACGUCUCCACAGAUGCCACUACUGCCGAUGAGGCCAUUGGCACCUUCUCUACCUCGCAGGCAUCAGACGUCGAAAUCGGUGCCGCGAAUGAGAAAUCGAGUUUACUCAAAUCUCUCAGCGGCUUGUGGGCUUUCAGAGCAGCUGAUCUGACGCCGCUCGAGUACCCCUUAUCCGCCUCCGAACACAUCUUUGCUGACUCUCGAGUGAUCAUUCGCGAGACUGAACCAACAAGUAUCAUCGCUUUCACCCUUAGCUCGAAGACAUAUCGCGAUAAUUCCAAAUCGUGGUCCAGCAACAAGACAGAAGGUCACUUUGAAUCAUUCAUGCCGGAGGAAACUUCCAGGACGGAUAGGGCAGCAGCUUGGGAUGUGGUGUCGCUUGACGAGGUGGAUGAUUCUACUCGUCGCGAAAGAGGCACACAUCUGAAAUAUGAUUUCGAGUCGGGAACGUCCACCAUAUUUUGUCGGAUCUUCUUCGCCGAACAGUUCGCUGCCUUGCGAAAAGCAUGCAAUUGCGAAGAUAGUUUCGUGGAGUCUUUGGCUCGGUGUGUACAGUUCGAUGCCUCCGGUGGGAAAUCUGGCUCUGCCUUCCUCAAAACUAAAGAUGAUCGGUUCAUCGCAAAGGAAAUCACUCGUCUCGAAAUGGACGCCCUCACCAAGUUCGCACCUGCGUAUUUCGACUACACCCGGAAAGCAUUCCAAGGUCAGCGUCCGACCGUUUUGGCAAAGAUCUAUGGAUUUUUCAAGAUUGGCUUCAACAACGCGGUGACGGGCAGGACUAUGAAGAUGAAUGUGCUCAUCAUGGAGAAUCUGUUCUAUGAGCGGCGAUUUACCAAGAUCUACGACCUCAAAGGAAGCACUCGUAACCGUCUCAUUCAGCCGACUGGAAGAGUCAACGAAGUUUUGCUUGAUGAAAAUCUCAUGGAGAUUGUAUACAAGCACCCUCUCUAUCUACGCGAACAAGCUAAGCGUAUCUUGCGUACGGCCUUGUUCAACGACACACUUUUCCUCUCAAAUCUGAAUGUGAUGGACUAUUCAUUGGUGGUCGGUGUGGAUGCGGAGAAGCAUGAGUUGGUUGUGGGCAUCGUAGAUUAUAUUCGAACUUUCACCUGGGAUAAGAAAUUGGAGUCUUGGGUGAAAGACCUUGGGGCCGGUGGCAAGGGUGAACCAACCAUUGUAACACCAAAGCAAUACAAAUUGAGAUUCCGAACCGCCAUGGAGCGGUUCUACUUCCCAUGGGUGCCCGAUAGGUGGACAGUAAUUGGGUCGGAGGACGAGGUUCCAUUGGAGGAAGAGAACGCGGCUGCCGGCGCCGCCUUGGCAGUAGCUUCAUAA
Messenger RNA from Cryptococcus amylolentus CBS 6039, 7518 nucleotides. RefSeq lists its product as hypothetical. Gene Ontology annotation, biological process: phosphatidylinositol phosphate biosynthetic process. Gene Ontology annotation, molecular function: metal ion binding; ATP binding; 1-phosphatidylinositol-3-phosphate 5-kinase activity. The transcript is spliced from 12 exons. The coding region runs from base 1 to 7518 and encodes 2505 amino acids. Gene Ontology annotation, cellular component: endosome membrane; fungal-type vacuole membrane. NCBI's taxonomy places the organism in Eukaryota, Fungi, Basidiomycota, Tremellomycetes, Tremellales, Cryptococcaceae. The record is from RefSeq and is a predicted model, not a curated record.